AUGCUCAACGCCGCCGCCAUUCCGGCGGUGCUCGCAGUAUCUUCGUCGCCGCUCGUCUCGUGUCGUGCUGCGGCGCUGCUAUCGUCGCACGCCACUGUGCGAGGAGCGACUGGUAACCGUUUCGCUCACAACGCCGGCCCAUUGACGUCCCUUCAUGUGCUUUCGCGAACCCUAGAAAGACGACCCGCCAUGCAAGCCUUGGGUUUCCGACGCUCGCUCUUCGCGGGGCGGGGUUUAGCGGCGGCUCCCGCGCACGCGGGGCUGGGACUAGCGCUGCGCCACUCGCCUAAGGCCUCCCACGGCGCGCCGAACCCUGUGCGGCUCUCCACUUCGGCGGCUGCGGCGGCCGGAUCGCAGGGCGAGCAGUCACGACAGGCGGGGGAAGGGGGGCGGGCAGGCGGGAGGCAGGGAGCGGGCAGCAGCGUGGGGUUCAGGGAGCGGGGCGGGAGUGGGGCGGGGGGAGCGCACGUGCGCGGAGGAUGGCGAGGGCCCCGCGGGGAGAGCAGGGAGCGCUGGGCGGCGGGUGGAGAAGGGGGAAAAGUUGCAAGGAGCGGGGGACAUGGCGUGGCGGGCCGUGCGAUUGGCGCGGAGGGAGAGCGGGCGAGGGCAGGCGGGCGAGGUGGUGGGCGGGUGGACACGUGGGGGGAGUCGAGAGGCGGGAGGGUUGAUCGGGGGAUGGGCAACGGGAGGAGAGGAAGCGAUUUUGGUUUCAGGGGGGGAGACGAGAGGUCAGGGGCGGAUGGGUGGAGGGAGGGGGGCAGGGGGCGAUGGAGGGGGAGCGCGCAGGAAGCGAGGGGAGGCGCAAGUGGCGCGCCUGCAUGGGCUAGAGGCGCGCACCUGCCUCGGGGGAAUGGUGACGCUUUCAGAUCAGCUGAUGACGUGGAGCUCUAUGAUUCGCCAGCAAUGCAAGAUGGGGGCGCGCGCUUUCCGUGGGAGGAGGGCGCUGGAAGGGGCGAGGGAUGGGCGCAUGGCGGAGAGGGGAGGAGGGGCGAGGGGCGGGCAGCAGGGGCGCGCGUGGGCGCAGAGGAUGGGUGGCGGGGCGUGGCAGGGGGGGAGCAGCAGGGGGAGGAGUUCCCGUGGCUGGGGAGGGGGAGGGGCGGAGGGGCAGGCGGCGGGGUGCAAGGGGAGGCGGCGGGUGUGCGGGAAAGGCGGGUGCGGCAGGCGUGGGUGGCGGAGGUGAGUCUGCCGGCCGGUGAGCUGAGGCGGCUGCGGGCCGCAGUGAUGGUGCUGCGGCAGCCGGUGAAGGUGGGGCGGCAGGGCGUGACGGAGGGCAUAGUGGCAGCGGUGCAGGCGCGGUGGCGCGCCGGGCACGAGGUGGUGAAGCUCAGGUGCGAGGGCGCGCCCGCCUUCAACAUGCGCCACACACACGACCACAUCGAGCGUCUGACGGGCGGCAUGGUGGUGUGGCGGGCGGGGGCAGCGCUGGCAGUGUACCGUGGCCCGCAGUACGGCCAGGGGGGGGAGGGGCAGCGGGCGCAGGGGCAACGGGGGGAGGCGGAAGAGGGGGAGAUGAGAUGGGGAGAUGGGGAGGCGGGGUUGGAGGAGAUGGGGAGUGUUGGUGCGAGGGGGUGGGGAGAGGGAGAGAUGAGUGAUGGGGAAUUAGAGGGCGAGGGAGAGGGAGAGGGGGGGCAGGGCGAGCAGCAAGGGGCAGCGCUGGUGAGCGGGGCAAGCAGCGGUGAGGGGCAGCAGGAGUGGGGAGGGCAGGGUGGGGAAGGCGGCGUGGCAGCAGCAGCAGCAGCAGCAGCAGCAGCAGCAGCAGCAGCAGCAGGCGAGGAGGACGUGACGGUGGGGUUGGGUCCCAAGGUGGCGGGGUGGGAGCGGCCUGGCCAUGCCCCCGUGGACGCCGACCAGCUGCUGGGGGGAGCGGCCGCGGUGGGGUACCGCGCGCCGUUCAGGCUGGUGCCGUAUGGUGUGAGCAGCAAGCUGAGCAACGAUGAGAUGACCCGCCUGCGCCACCUUGCCAGGAAGCUGCCGCCCCACUUCAUGCUAGGGCGCAACAGGGGGUUGGAGGGGCUGGCGGCGGCGGUGGUGGCGCUGUGGGAGCGCAGCGAGGUGGCCAAGAUUGGCGUCAAGCGCGGCGUGCAGAACACCAGCAACGAGCGCAUGGCAGAGGAGCUCAAGGUGAGGUGCAUGGCGCAGGAGCUCAAGGUGAGGUGCAUGGCGCAGGAGCUCAAGGUGAGGUGCAUGGCGCAGGAGCUCAAGGUGAGGUGCAUGGCGCAGGAGCUCAAGGUGAGGUGCAUGGCGGAGGAACUCAAGGUGAGGUGCAUGGCGGAGGAGCUCAAGGUGAGGUGCAUGGCAGAGGAGCUCAAGGUGAGGUGCAUGGCGCAGGAGCUCAAGGUGAGGUGCAUGGCGGAGGAACUCAAGGUGAGGUGCAUGGCGGAGGAACUCAAGGUGAGGUGCAUGGCGCAGGAGCUCAAGGUGAGGUGCAUGGCGCAGGAGCUCAAGGUGAGGUGCAUGGCGCAGGAGCUCAAGGUGAGGUGCAUGGCGCAGGAGCUCAAGGUGAGGUGCAUGGCGCAGGAGCUCAAGGUGAGGUGCAUGGCGCAGGAGCUCAAGGUGAGGUGCAUGGCGCAGGAGCUCAAGGUGAGGUGCAUGGCGGAGGAACUCAAGGUGAGGUGCAUGGCGGAGGAGCUCAAGGUGAGGUGCAUGGCAGAGGAGCUCAAGGUGAGGUGCAUGGCGCAGGAGCUCAAGGUGAGGUGCAUGGCGGAGGAACUCAAGGUGAGGUGCAUGGCGGAGGAACUCAAGGUGAGGUGCAUGGCGCAGGAGCUCAAGGUGAGGUGCAUGGCGCAGGAGCUCAAGGUGAGGUGCAUGGCGCAGGAGCUCAAGGUGAGGUGCAUGGCGCAGGAGCUCAAGGUGAGGUGCAUGGCGCAGGAGCUCAAGGUGAGGUGCAUGGCGCAGGAGCUCAAGGUGAGGUGCAUGGCGCAGGAGCUCAAGGUGAGGUGCAUGGCGCAGGAGCUCAAGGUGAGGUGCAUGGCGCAGGAGCUCAAGGUGAGGUGCAUGGCGGAGGAACUCAAGGUGAGGUGCAUGGCGGAGGAGCUCAAGGUGAGGUGCAUGGCAGAGGAGCUCAAGGUGAGGUGCAUGGCGCAGGAGCUCAAGGUGAGGUGCAUGGCGGAGGAACUCAAGGUGAGGUGCAUGGCGGAGGAACUCAAGGUGAGGUGCAUGGCGCAGGAGCUCAAGGUGAGGUGCAUGGCGCAGGAGCUCAAGGUGAGGUGCAUGGCGCAGGAGCUCAAGGUGAGGUGCAUGGCGCAGGAGCUCAAGGUGAGGUGCAUGGCGCAGGAGCUCAAGGUGAGGUGCAUGGCGGACGAGCUCAAGUUUCAGCGCCUGCCACACCCCACACACGCUCCUUCUCCCAUCACCUCCUCUCUGCAUCUCAACCUCUCCGCCUCUCCCCUUUUCCUCCCCCCCCCACUGCCCUCCCUCCAGAGGCUGACGGGCGGGGUGCUGUUGGCGCGCGACAAGUUCUUCAUCUCGUUGUACCGCGGCAAGGACUUCCUGCCCGCUGCGCUCGCCGCCACACUCGCAGCACGGCAGCAGCAGGCGAGGCAGAGUGCGGACGAGGAGGAGAGGGAGCGCCUGCUCGCCCUGCCCUCGCUGCUGCUGCCCUCGCCCUCCGGCCCCGCACACGGCGAGGAGGGCGCAUGGGGAGCCUCUCCUGGGAGCGCAGUGCACUCGUCUGAGGGCAGGGGAGACGCGGAGGGCGGGGAGGAGGAGGAGGUGGAGGGGCAGCUGGUGGAGGGGCAGCUGGUGGAGGGGCAGCUGGUGGAGGGGCAGCUGGUGGAGGGGCAGCUGGUGGAGGGGCAGCUGGUGGAGGAGGAGCGGCGGCGGCGGCGGGAGGCCAUAGAGGCGUCCAGGCGACUGGCACUGGCACGACAGAUAGAGCAGAAGCUGGCUCAGGUGGGAUGGCAGAUAGAGCAGAAGCUGGCUCAGGCGCUGCGCAAGAAGGGGCGGGCGGAGGAGCAGUUGGAGAAGCUGCGGGCGGUGCUGCGGCCAGUGGAGGUGCCGGCGGACAGUGAGACGCUCACGGAGGAGGAGAGGCACAUGUUCCGCAAGCUCGGCCAGAAAAUGCGUGCCUACCUUGAAAUGGGCAAGCGGGGCGUGUUUGCAGGGCUGGUGGAGAACAUGCAUCUGCACUGGAAGCACCGCGAGCUCGUCAAGAUCAUCUGCAAGGACCGCGACCGGCGCCGAGCGGAGGACGUGGCGGCCAUGCUGGCGGUGGAGAGCGGGGGCGUGCUGGUGGGCGUGGUGCCGGUGAAGAAGCACCACGCCAUCAUUGUGUACCGCGGCAAGAACUACUCUCGCCCCGCCCUGCUGCGCCCCAAGGGGCUCCUCACCAAGCGCCAGGCGCUCACACGCGCCACCGAGGAGCAGCGCCGUGCGUCACUGGAGGCACACAUGAGGGAGCUCGAUGCUGCCAUCGCGCGCCUCUCACAAGGACUGGUCAGUGCUCUCCUUCUCCUCCCCUCCACUCUCCUGCCCUUCUUCUCCCCUCCACUCUCCCGCCCUUCUUCUCUCCUCCACUCUCCCGCCCUUCUUCUCCCCUCCACUCUCCCGCCCUUCUUCUCCCCUCCACUCUCCCGCCCUUCUUCUCCCCUCCACUCUCCUGCCCUUCUUCUCCCCUCCACUCUCCCGCCCUUCUUCUCCCCUCCACUCUCCCGCCCUUCUUCUCCCCUCCACUCUCCUGCCCUUCUUCUCCCCUCCACUCUCCCGCCCUUCUUCUCCCCUCCACUCUCCCGCCCUUCUUCUCCCCUCCACUCUCCUGCCCUUCUUCUCCCCUCCACUCUCCCGCCCUUCUUCUCCCCUCCACUCUCCCGCCCUUCUUCUCCCCUCCACUCUCCCGCCCUUCUUCUCCCCUCCACUCUCCCGCCCUUCUUCUCCCCUCCACUCUCCUGCCCUUCUUCUCCCCUCCACUCUCCCGCCCUUCUUCUCCCCUCCACUCUCCCGCCCUUCUUCUCCCCUCCACUCUCCUGCCCUUCUUCUCCCCUCCACUCUCCCGCCCUUCUUCUCCCCUCCACUCUCCUGCCCUUCUUCUCCCCUCCACUCUCCCGCCCUUCUUCUCCCCUCCACUCUCCUGCCCUUCUUCUCCCCUCCACUCUCCUGCCCUUCUCCUCCCCUCCACUCUCCUGCCCUUCUCCUCCCCUCCACUCUCCUGCCCUUCUUCUCCCCUCCACUCUCCUGCCCUUCUUCUCCCCUCCACUCUCCUGCCCUUCUUCUCACCUCCACUCUCCCGCCCUUCUUCUCCCCUCCACUCUCCUGCCCUUCUUCUCCCCUCCACUCUCCCGCCCUUCUUCUCCCCUCCACUCUCCUGCCCUUCUUCUCCCCUCCACUCUCCUGCCCUUCUUCUCCCCUCCACUCUCCUGCCCUUCUCCUCCCCUCCACUCUCCUGCCCUUCUUCUCCCCUCCACUCUCCCGCCCUUCUUCUCCCCUCCACUCUCCUGCCCUUCUUCUCCCCUCCACUCUUCUGCGCUUCUUCUCCCCUCCACUCUCCUGCCCUUCUUCUCCCCUCCACUCUCCUGCCCUUCUUCUCCCCUCCACUCUCCUGCCCUUCUCCUCCCCUCCACUCUCCUGCCCUUCUUCUCCCCUCCACUCUCCCGCCCUUCUUCUCCCCUCCACUCUCCUGCCCUUCUUCUCCCCUCCACUCUCCUGCCCUUCUUCUCCCCUCUACUCUCCUGCCCUUCUCCUCCCCUCCACUCUCCUGCCCUUCUUCUCCCCUCCACUCUCCCGCCCUUCUUCUCCCCUCCACUCUCCUGCCCUUCUUCUCCCCUCCACUCUCCCGCCCUUCUUCUCCCCUCCACUCUCCUGCCCUUCUUCUCCCCUCCACUCUCCUGCCCUUCUUCUCCCCUCCACUCUCCUGCCCUUCUCCUCCCCUCCACUCUCCUGCCCUUCUUCUCCCCUCCACUCUCCCGCCCUUCUUCUCCCCUCCACUCUCCUGCCCUUCUUCUCCCCUCCACUCUUCUGCGCUUCUUCUCCCCUCCACUCUCCUGCCCUACUUCUCCCUUCCACUCUCCUGCCCUUCUUCUCGCCCUCCGCUUUUAUGCUCAUCUGCUCCUCUUCUGA
Molecule: messenger RNA, 6051 nt
Organism: Closterium sp. Yama58-4
Lineage: Eukaryota; Viridiplantae; Streptophyta; Zygnematophyceae; Desmidiales; Closteriaceae
Source: the annotation of a GenBank genome assembly